This is a messenger RNA of Neurospora crassa OR74A, 2215 nucleotides long. RefSeq names its product GTR/RAG family GTPase Gtr2. The coding region runs from base 747 to 2030 and encodes 427 amino acids. The transcript is spliced from 3 exons. Gene Ontology annotation, molecular function: GTPase activity; GTP binding. The record is from RefSeq and is a predicted model, not a curated record. Gene Ontology annotation, cellular component: nucleus; fungal-type vacuole membrane; Gtr1-Gtr2 GTPase complex. Gene Ontology annotation, biological process: positive regulation of TOR signaling; cellular response to amino acid stimulus; regulation of autophagy. NCBI's taxonomy places the organism in Eukaryota, Fungi, Ascomycota, Sordariomycetes, Sordariales, Sordariaceae.
GGCCGGCUCAGCGAUCUCCGACAAACUCCAUGCAACCAGUCCCAUCUUGCAUCCCUUGGAUAUGUUACUCCAAUAGUUUGCAGAAGGACUUGUUUUUCUUGGUCCGUUGUGCGGCCAGUCACCUCGUCGCCAUGGCUGUCGGUCAUUGUAUGUGCCGAGCCAUUUCCGUCGUUGUACCACCUUGGAAAAUGAGCCACCUCUUCCUUUUGCCCGUAUCUUUCCGUCAGCAACGCCUGACACAUAUUUCAGGUGGUCUUUUGCUCCGAAAGUACAAGGCAACAAGGUUCGCCAAAAAUUGGGUUAUACUCGGAACUCUUGAACACAGAGGCUGGUUGCCCAGCGUCAUCUUGUCACUUUGGGCUUGGCACCGGCAUUUGAUGGGAAUGGCUAUAAACGCGUCAAAUAACGGCUUCCCGUCCCUGUUUCUGUCGUCACUCGAGCGGCUACUUAUCGAUGUCUGGACCGCAUUGUGCUUCUUGGUACCCAAUCUGCGAGAAGCUACCCCUGGAUGAUCAAACAAACAAGGGGACAUACAAGCUAGUGCCUCAGCGAUACUCAGCUGUUGAGAUACUCCCGGUCUGUUGUCCAUAUCACCGCUGUCGAUAGUGUCGCUUCGGUCGCCGAGACACAAGGGACUUUACACGGCCUCCCUUUCUCAACGAGUAAUAUCCGUUUCGAGGUCGUCAUACCUGGUCUUCAAGUCAUCACAGCUCCUUCAUUCUACCCUCAUACUGGCGUUUUUCAUCAUGGCAUCUGCUUUCAGACGAGGCAGUGAAGCUCUCUUCGAUCCCAGCACUGAGCCACGACCACCAUGUGUUUCCAGGCGUCCUAGUAGGGCAAUGCUAAAUCUUCAUCGUGUUUAUGAGCAGAAUCGACAACGAGUUCAACAAAAUCUCAAAGAUGGUGUCAAGGUACCCGAACCGAUAGCAGUCCCUCAUGCCAAGGGCAAGCCCCGUCUUCUCCUAAUGGGGCAGCGAAGGAGUGGAAAAUCGUCUAUAUCAAGCGUCGUUUUUCACAAGCUACCGCCAAAUGAGACAUUAUUCUUGGAGUCAACGGCCAGGAUCCAAAAAGAUAGUUUAAACUCGUUUAUGGAGUUCCAAGUCUGGGAUUUCCCUGGACAAAUCGAUGUUUUUGACAACCCCGCCUUCCCCUUUGAUAUGGACGCUAUUUUCGGCGAGAUUGGCGCUCUCAUCUGGGUCAUUGACGCCCAAGAUGAUUAUCUCGAAGCCGUUGCACGCCUUAACGCCACUAUUCUCCACCUACAGCGCAGCUACCAGCACAUCAACAUCGAAGUUUUUAUCCACAAAGUCGACGGCCUUUCCGAUGACUAUAAGCUAGACAUCCAGCGCGACAUCACCAUCCGCAUCCAGGAUGAGCUGUCGGACCAAGGGGUUGAGAACGCACCGGUGAACUUCCACCUCACCAGUAUUUACAACCACAGCAUCUUCGAAGCCUUUAGUAAAGUUAUCCAGAAGCUGAUCCCCCGCCUCGGCCAGCUCGAGGCCAUUCUCACCAACCUAUGCCGGACCUGCCGCUUCGAAAAGGCCUACCUGUUCGACGUCAACACCAAGAUCUACAUUGCCACCGACAGCACGCCCGAGGAUAUGGCAUCGUACGAGAUCUGUUCAGACUACGUGGACGUCAUCAUCGACUUCACCGAGGUAUACGGCAGCUGGCAGCGGACCCCGGAGUGGCGCAAGCGCCUCGAGGGCCCUCCCUGGGAGCAGAAACUCGAGGACCAGGUCGCGUGCGAAUGGGCUGAGAGCGGCAUGGUGUUGGCGGAUGCGCAGCGUCCUAUCAUGCUCCGCGAGGUGGAUAGGUUCCUGGCGCUCGUGGCUAUCAUGAAGGAGGGCAGCUAUGAGAAGAUGCCGCAGAUCAACAUGAAUGUGGACGUUGUUGUUAAGGGGUUGACGGAGUUCUUUGAGAUUACAAAGUCCAAGAUGACGCCGACAGCCGUGCCAGGGGGUGUUACGGCUGUGGGAGGGAAUGGGGUGAUGAAUGGCCACGGGGUGGUGGGUGAUGGUCGUUAGGGAUUUCAUCCGGUUGUUUGAGGCCGUCAAUGAAAUGCUGAGAUGAGCAAAGAGAAACAAAAGAAGCUUGGCGUGGGAGGCUACCUUGAUGAAGAAUUAUAUCCUGGCUUUUGUCCUUGAUGUAAAGAAUACAAAAAACAAGCAUAUUUAUCCUGUUAUAGUCAGCUCCAACUACUACUGUUGUC